UAAACAUGUCCUAGAGUUUGAGACCAACGAAUGUUUACAUGAAAAAGUAAGGGAAAAAUUCACCUAAAACACACACACAGGCCACUAGAUGAAAUAGUUGAAGGCCACGCUGUCAACUUGACAUUCAACUCACCGCCCUAAACCCCACACGAGGGAAGACGAAGGGGGCUUUCUCCAUGUUCAUUGCAGUGCCCCCCAUGGUCUUGACGCUAUAACUGCCUAUAAGAAUAAUUUAGCUUCAUCAGCCAGUAGUGUGAGGAAGAUCAUCUGAUGAUGUGUUCAAGAUGCUCUCUUCACCCAUUUCUCAUUCGAGAUUGCUGAACAAGCUGUCAUAUGUGACUGGUUUUUAUGUGCUGAGUAUUGGAGAAUGUGUUCACAGCAUGACCAACACCUCAUCAACAGAUGUGGAAAAUUUGUAUGUGUGGAAUCAAAAGCUGAAGAUGGCUUUGGUCUGUGUUCUUUAGCUCCUCCAAGCUUUUCUCAGCUAUCAUGUUUUGGAGCUAUGUCAGGAAGGUUUAACACUGCUGUAUACUACAAGAAGGGGCUUCAGAGAAACACCCCUGAUAUUUCCACAUCCAAAAUAUUAGCUGAAGUCGAACAUACUGGUGGUUGUGAUUCUGCCAUUUGCUCCAAAGCUCUUUCAGGGGAUGCGAUGGAACAAAAACUUCUUGAGUUUGAGGUUAAAAUUGACACGACUAGAUCUUCAAAUAGGUCCGUUGUAGAAUUCAAUGCAAAUCCCCUCUUCUCCAUGUCAGAAUCUUCUAAUGGAUGCCAUGAUGGGGACUAUUUCUUUUCAGAAGAACCUUCUAAAAGUGAUACACAAUGUUUAUUGAACCAAUGCCUACAUGAAUAUUGUUCAUCUUCAAAGUCAAAUUUGGAUCCUCAUUCAGCUUCCCUGAAAAAUGAUAUAGAUGAUGCUGGUGAGAGCUCCUCUUCUGUUGCACUUGACACUGAAGUACUGCAUGAUAAUAUGCCAGAAAGGGAUAUAUGCAUCUUAGUUCUCAAAAACCAUGGGCUGCUUGCAAGUGUUGGUAUUACAGAUGUUUUCACUUCUACCAGUAAUUGCUGUCUGGUCCCCUGCAAAGUGUGUGGCUGUUCUGAUACUACACUAAAAAUGCUGAUUUGUGAUAAUUGCAAUGACACAUUCCAUCUCUCUUGCUGCAAUCCUCGUGUAAAGAAAGUACCAUAUGGUGAGUGGCUUUGCCUCCCUUGUUUGAGAAAGAAGAGAAAACUGCUGACUGAGAAUUCAAGCAGUAAAUCUGUAAAUGCUAGCAAUAAAGCUGGUGGCUGUAGCAACAUAUUGUCAAAAGGAGAAGCGAGACAUAUAAAUUCCAUGUUGAGAGAGACAGAACCGUAUCGCUCUUCUGCUCGGAUUGGCAUUCAGUUUCAAGCUGAAGUUCCUGACUGGAAUGGACCCGUUAAUGAUGAGGCUAGUCCUACCACUGAACUAGUUGAAAUGGAUCCUUCUACAAGCUCACAUGACAUCAGUGUUAAUAAGAGUUUUAGGGUUGGCUCUAUUGGGAAUUGGCUACAAUGCCAGGAGGUCAUAUUAGGUAUUGGGAAGGGUAUUGAUGGAACUGUUUGUGGUAAAUGGCGCAGGGCCCCUCUUUUUGAAGUUCAAACAGAUGAUUGGGAGUGCUUUCAAUCUGUUCUAUGGGAUCCAGCACAUGCUGAUUGUGCUGUUCCUCAGGAGCUAGAAACAGAGGAAGUUAUGAAACAACUAAAGUACAUAGAGAUGUUGAGACCACGGCUUGAUGCGAAGAGGCGCAAAUUGGAUUGCAACAAGCGUAGUGACUUGCAAAAUGGUACAGAGACUUGAAAAUCUUGUAGAGUUUGAACAUGCAGAACUUAGGAAGUUUUAACGUGCACAUAGAUAGUAAUGCCUUUUGAGCUGAACAAUCAAUCAUUAACCGCAUGAUGUUAACAGGUCAAAAUGAUAAUGGUCGCCCAUUUCUCUUGAUUGCAUAUUGGAUAUUCCAUCCUAUGUUAUACAUAGUAUUUUUUGUAUGUUUCACUUUUUUAGUUUGUGUCACAGUUGUGUGCUUUUUUUAAGCGGC
This is a messenger RNA of Cuscuta epithymum, 2057 nucleotides long. The record is from the annotation of a GenBank genome assembly. Lineage: Eukaryota; Viridiplantae; Streptophyta; Magnoliopsida; Solanales; Convolvulaceae.